Messenger RNA from Funneliformis caledonium, 1260 nucleotides. NCBI's taxonomy places the organism in Eukaryota, Fungi, Glomeromycota, Glomeromycetes, Glomerales, Glomeraceae. The record is from the annotation of a GenBank genome assembly.
CGAAAGUGUUUCAAUGCGCCAUUGCAGCAACAAGAACUUGAAGGAGUUAAAGAGGUCGUGAAGGAACAUGAAUCAGCCGGUGUUAAUGAUGUAGGAUUAACAGAACUAGGUUUUUUAUUUCUUCAUACUCUCUUUAUACAACGUGGACGGCUUGAGACUACAUGGACUGUUUUAAGGAAAUUUGGAUAUGGUGAUGAUUUGUCGUUAAGAGAAGAUUUCCUUCACCCUCUUUUUGAAGUUCCACGUGAUUGUUCAGUUGAAUUAAGUCCUUCAGGGUAUCAAUUCUUUACGGAAAUAUUUCAAGUUUUUGACAAAGACAAAGAUGGUGCAUUAAAGGAUAGUGAAUUGGUUCAGUUAUUCAGUACUUCACCGGGAGAUCCAUGGGUAAAUUCCGAUUUUCCUCAUACUACAAUUACUAAUGAUGCAGGAGCUGUUACUUUACAAGGAUGGUUAGCACAAUGGAGUAUGACGACACUUCUCGAUUAUAAGACAACGUUGUCGUACUUGGCCUAUCUUGGAUUUGAAGGCGAUACAAGAAUGGCCUUAAAGGUGACAAAGCCAAGGAAAGCUGAUAGGAAAAGAAACAAAGUGCAACGUAAUGUAUUUUUAGCGUAUGUAUUUGGUGCAGCCGGUUCUGGUAAGACUUCCCUAUUGAAAGCUUUUGUUAACAAGCCAUUUGCAAAUGGCUACACACCCACUAUGAGGUCAUUUUGUGCAGUGAAUUCCGUUGAAAUUAAAGGUGCUGAAAAAUAUUUAGUGUUGCAAGAAUUUGGUUCAAAAUACGAAGCAGAAAUACUUCAGAAUAAACGCAAGAUGGAAGCUUGUGAUUUGCUUUGUUUUGUGUUUGAUUCUAGUGACGUGAAUUCAUUCUCAUAUGUUGUAGAACUUCGGAAACGACAUAAUUUAGAUAAUUAUCCUACAGUAUUUGUUGCUACAAAGAGUGAUUCUGAUUUAGUUCAACAGCGUAAUGAAGAUCAACCUGAUGUGUAUUGUCGUGCCCUCGGCUUAUCUGGUCCUGUUAGUGUUUCCGUAAAGAAACAACAAACAGCAGAUUUGUGGAAUCAUUUAGUGGGAGUAGCAAUUAAUCCGGUUCUUGCUACACCAGGGCUUGCAGGUUCAGCACAUGAAUCUUCUAGGGUCAAAAAAUAUUUGACGUUUACGGCAAUUAUGGGAGCUUUAGGAGGGGCAGCUUUCUUAGGAUAUAGAUUAUAUCAACAACAACGAGGAUUUGGAAAUAUAUCGAAGCGAGAUAUACUAUAG